UCCGCCUCUCACAUUCUAUUCAUCUUCAUUCCUCAUUCCUCACUCUUCAUUCCUCAUUUUUCACCAAUUUCUCUCUCAACUUCAACAAUCCAAUUCCCAUAAUGGAAGAACAACGAGCUCUUAGACCCACUCUCAAUCACUCUCUUCUUCGUUAUCCCACUGUCAGCACUACUUUCACAAUCCCUUUAACUCGAUACACUACCCGUUUGAUUUCCUCCGACCGCCACCGUCCUCUACUCGCCGAUUGCGCCGAAGAUCACUCUGACUCCGAUGAUUUCAGUCGUCGCUCUUUUAUUAGGGAGAAUUGCUCCUACUCUAUGCCCAUUUUGGUUCUUGACGUUGUCUGGAAUUUGGCUUUUGUUCUUGUCUCUGUUGUUGUCCUUUUCUCUACGUUUAGGGAACGACCUUCUACCCCUUUACGCCUUUGGAUUUCUGGGUAUGGCUUACAAUGCCUUUUGCAUGUUGGUUUUGUCUUCUUUGAGUACCAGAGGAGUAUGGCACACCAUGGAUUUGAGGACCGUACGGCUCAUCGCAGCAUAAUGAAAAGGUUGGAAUCAAUGAAUACAAUGACUUCGUCUGUCUGGUGGGUCUUCGGAUUCUAUUGGAUUGUCAUGGGUGGCCAAGCACUUCUACAAGAUUCUCCCCGGCUUUACUGGUUAACUGUGGUCUUUCUAGCGUUUGACUUGUUCUUCAUUCUCUUUUGUAUUGGGAUGGCAUGUGUUAUUUUUUUCUCUCUUUGUUGCUGCAUUCCAAUUGUAGCAUUUGCAUAUGCCAUGACUACUAGAGAAGGUGCCUCAGAAGAGGAUAUCAGGACUCUUCCCAAGUAUACAUUUCGUCAGGCUGUACUUGGAACAUUUAACCUCGGAAAAGAACGAGAACCAAUCGGUUCAACUGUGGAGUUAGAUAACAGUCACCGUAUCAAAGAACUUGCUCUUCAUCCAGAGGAUUCGGAAUGCUGCAUUUGCCUUUCAAGAUAUGAAGACGGGACGGAGCUCUAUACUCUACCCUGCAACCACCAUUUUCAUUGUGGGUGCAUUGCCAAAUGGCUUCGGAUAAAUGCAACCUGCCCACUCUGCAAGUCUAACAUCCGCCAGGGUGAUACAUUGGUUUGACCUUUGGACCACAGUUGAGAAUCUGAUUCUGAACGUUGGCAUUUUCAAUUUCAGGUUAGAUGCUUGUUGAUCUCUGCCAACUAAUGCUUAUAGAAACAGGGGAGGGUAGAGAAUAGGAUUUUAGCUGAUUUCAACCUUUGGGAGAUGUUUUUGUUUUCUCAAACCCCAUCAGUGAACAGAACUUAAUGCUUAUUUUGAAGAGGUGGGCUUUAGUUACAUGUCUGUAAAUUGAUAGGAAAAGGUCUUGUAUCUCUAAUUUCAUCUGCUAUAUGUAAAAUUUUCUCGUGUAACUAUUGGCUACUCUGUUUUUAUUUUGAAGCCUUCUUGUCAUGAUCAGCCAUGAGAAAAGUAACCGUUUAAACUCAAUGAACUUUAACAUGUUUUUGAA
Messenger RNA from Cucumis sativus (cucumber), 1500 nucleotides. Its product is annotated as E3 ubiquitin-protein ligase At1g12760. The record is from RefSeq and is a predicted model, not a curated record. NCBI's taxonomy places the organism in Eukaryota, Viridiplantae, Streptophyta, Magnoliopsida, Cucurbitales, Cucurbitaceae. Bases 102 to 1112 code for a protein of 336 amino acids. The transcript is spliced from 4 exons.